Molecule: messenger RNA, 720 nt
Organism: Rotaria sordida
Lineage: Eukaryota; Metazoa; Rotifera; Eurotatoria; Philodinida; Philodinidae
Source: the annotation of a GenBank genome assembly
AUGGAUCGAUCAAGGUCACAUGAGGAGAUUCGAAAUCGAAGGACAAUGAACAAUAAAAUACCAGCUGGUUGGCUUGAUUAUUCUCCAUUGAAUACAUGGAUUGAAAAUACUCGUUUUGUUCCAUUUAAAUGUCCUUUAAGAUGGUCAAUCUUACGAAAUAUAAAUAAGCAAGAUCGAUUUUCUCUGGAUGAUUUAAUUGAACGUAUGGAUAAUCAAGGACGAAAAGUUGGUUUAAUUAUUGAUUUAACUGAUACAUAUCGAUAUUAUGAUUAUCGAGAUGUAGAAGAUAUGGGUAUUGAAUAUUGUAAAAUUCGAGUACCAGGACAUCAAGAUGUGUCAGAUAAAAGUUGUCAAAAAUUUUUUCUUGUUGUUAAUACUUUCUUACGAGAUAAUCGACAGAAUGAUAAUCUUAUAGGUAUUCAUUGUACACAUGGAAUUAAUCGAAGUGGUUAUUUUAUUGUUAGAUAUUUAAUUGAAAUACUUGGUCAGCAACCAGAUGAUGCUAUUGCUGCAUUUAAUCGAGCACGUGGACAUACAAUUGAAAAAAAUAUUGAUGAUCUUCGAAGGCGAAAAUCAAUGAAUGUUUCUUCUUCGCCAUCAUCAGAUCAAGAAGACGAUGAUUACUAUAUAGAACGAGAUCGACCAUUACCAUAUAGUAGGCCAUCAAUAGAUCCAACUUUAAAUGAUAUAUCAUCGGAAACAUCAGAAAUGCUUGUAUAA